Messenger RNA from Magnusiomyces paraingens, 1008 nucleotides. RefSeq lists its product as uncharacterized. Bases 1 to 1008 code for a protein of 335 amino acids. Lineage: Eukaryota; Fungi; Ascomycota; Dipodascomycetes; Dipodascales; Dipodascaceae. The record is from RefSeq and is a predicted model, not a curated record. The transcript has a single exon. Gene Ontology annotation, cellular component: cytoplasm.
AUGAGCGCAUCUCAAAAGACAUUUCCAUAUUCAUUGGGUCCAGUUUUAGAAUACACCCUUAAGGCUUUGAAAAAAUAUCGCAGCGAUCAGCAUAAAUUACCAUCAGUAGCAAAAAAUGCUAGCUCAAAGCUAAGACCUUUAGUCGUGGGAAUCUCAGGACCUCAGGGUCUCGGAAAGUCUACUCUUGCUGCUGCACUUCAAACUGCUCUUGAAGCUCCACAGAAUGGAAACUUGCAUGUCCAAAGAUUUAGCCUUGAUGAUGUAUACCUAACACAUCAGGAUCAACAAGAACUAAGUACUAACAGCAAUGGUAAUCCAUUGUUGCGCACGCGAGGCCAACCUGGAACACAUGAUCUUAAUUUGUGUGUGAAAAUGCUUGAUGCAUUGUGUGGAGCCUCAGGUCGUCGCGUGCAAGUUCCUAUAUACGACAAGGCAGCUUAUAGUGGUGAAGGAGAUCGAGAAUUUGAAGGAAAUAUCCCUGAGACUAAUAGUUUAGAGAAGGAAACUGGAUACUUGGAUGUUGUGAUUUUUGAAGGAUGGUGUGUUGGAUUCCAAAGUUUGACAGCUGAGGAUUUAUCUGCUGGAAUUCGAGAAAGAUUAUUGGGUAGCGCGCGUGGAUCAAAUAAAUUAUUUAAUUUACUUGCUCAGCAUCCGGAAUACCUAACUUCAGUCAAUGAACAUCUAGCCGCAUACCAAGCUAUAUGGGACUAUUUUGAUGUAUUUGUACAUUUGGAUGCCGGUGACAUUGGGUGGGUUUAUGACUGGCGACUGGAGCAAGAGCACAAGUUAAUUGCAGAACGGGGGACUGGUCAGAGUGAUGAACAGGUUCGCGAGUUUAUUAACGGAUAUAUGUCUUCUUACUAUCUUUAUGUCCCUCGACUACGGGCAUGCAACGCACGGGGACCAUUGGUCGGCAAGCAUGUACGGGCACACAUCCGGUUGGUAGUAGACAAAAGCCGAAACAUUGCACACAUCAUUAAUAGUGAAGCUGAUCGUGAAAGACUAUAA